This is a messenger RNA of Platichthys flesus (European flounder), 6493 nucleotides long. Its product is annotated as connector enhancer of kinase suppressor of ras 2. Gene Ontology annotation, biological process: regulation of signal transduction. Gene Ontology annotation, cellular component: cytoplasm; membrane. Bases 266 to 3571 code for a protein of 1101 amino acids. The transcript has 24 exons. The record is from RefSeq and is a predicted model, not a curated record. Lineage: Eukaryota; Metazoa; Chordata; Actinopteri; Pleuronectiformes; Pleuronectidae. Gene Ontology annotation, molecular function: protein binding.
GCGAGAGAGAGAGAGAGACGAGGGAGGGAAGAGAGAGCGUGUGCUGUGUGCGCGCGUGUCUCCGUGUGUGCGCGUGGAUUGCACCACCACAUCCCGUUCACCGUUUCUGCAGGCGGCCAUGCUCUGAUGGACAGAAUAAAACUGACGAGCUUCUCUGUCCCUACAGAUGUGUUCACCGCCGUGUCAUUCCAGAUGUGACUGACAGGUCGUUGUAUGUCGCCCGCAUUGAGUACUGCGCCGUUCACCUCGGAGAGACUGUGACACCAUGGCUUUGGUUAUGGAACCUAUAAGUAAAUGGACACCAAAGCAAGUUCUGGACUGGAUGAAAGGUCUGGAUGACUGUCUCCAGCAGUACGUGAAGAGUUUCGAGCGGGAGCAGAUGGGGGGCGAGCAGCUGCUGCACAUCACCCACCAGGAGCUGGAGGAGCUGGGCGUCACCAGAAUAGGACAUCAGGAGCUCAUCCUGGAAGCUGUCGACCUCCUCUGUGCCCUGAACUACGGCCUGGAGACAGAGAACCUCCGGACGUUGUCCCACAAGCUGAACGCUUCGGCGAAGAACCUUCAGAACUUCAUCCUGGGCCGGCGGAGGGGCGGACACUAUGAUGGACGAGCUUCCCGAAGGUUACCCAAUGAUUUCCUAACCUCAGUGGUGGAUCUGAUUGGAGCAGCCAAGAACCUUCUAGCCUGGCUUGACAGGUCUCCAUUCGCCAGUGUGACCGAGUAUUCAUUACUGAAGAACAACAUCGUGCAGCUCUGCCUAGAACUAACUACAAUUGUACAACAGGAUUGCACAGUGUACGAGACAGAGAACAAGAUUCUCCACGUGUGUAAGACCUUAGCAGGGAUAUGUGACCACAUCAUCUCUCUGUCAUCUGACUCUCUGGUCUCUCAGUCUGCCCAUCUGGAGGUGGUCCACCUCACCAGCAUCAUGCCCAGUGAAGGCCUGGGGAUGUAUAUCAAAUCGACCUAUGACGGACUCCACGUCAUCACCGGAACAACAGAGAAUUCUCCAGCCGACCUGUGUAAGAAGAUCCACGCAGGGGACGAGGUGAUCCAAGUCAACCACCAGACAGUGGUGGGCUGGCAGCUGAAGAACCUUGUGAACGCGCUGAGAGAGGACCCGUGCGGGGUCAUCCUCACGCUGAAGAAACGGCCCCAGAACACCCUAAGCUCCACACCGGCUUUGCUCAGGAACGUCCGCUGGAAACCACUGGGCCUGCAGCCGAUGCCCACCAGCCCCACCAGCACCUCACCAACACCCGUUGGAACUUUAGGCAUGUCUAAAAUGGACGCCCCCAGCAUGCAGGACGUCUACAUCCUUUCUCCUGUCUCUGGACUCUACAGCACCAGGGAGGAGAUGGGUCUGAUGUCAUGUGACGACAUCAGCCGCUACAGCCUGAGCUCCCAGUCCGGCUCCAAAGGUUCAGAAGCGGUCAGCUACUACCUGGACCAGGACAGCGGUCAGUACUUCUCCUUGCUAGAGGGAGAUGGACCCCCAGGGUCCGACUACGACAGGGUCAGAAAUACAGGGGUUCGCCGGCGGGACAAGACCCCCACCCAUGGUGACCUCAGACCAGUGUCCAUGCCUCCCGAAUAUAACUGGAUGGCCGAGGCCAAGGAACCCAGCAUGGGCAAGAGAGGGAGCCGAGACUCAGACAACUCCCUGCUGCGUUACCUUAGCGAUGACAAGAUCCUGGUGAUCGAGGAGGAGCCCGAGGGUCAGAGUAGGGAGAGCCGGCGGGAUUCCACCAGACGCUCCCGGCGCAAGAGCCGCAAUCCCAGCAGCCCCAGCUUUCCCAUCAGUCCCUCCAUGCUGUCCUCCACCCUGCGCCUUGACCAGCCUCCUGAACUGUUGCCCCGAGGUGCGGACACACUGCGAGCAGACACAACAGACCGGUACUCGGGCUCAGGGAGCUCAGGAGCGGCCUCCAUGAGGAAGGUACGGGAGCAGCAGCCAGUGUCUUUCCAUUACACCUCGCUAAGAACGAAAACCAAAAAGAGAAGUAAAGGUUCCCUCACUAGUGCCAGUCGAAGGAGAAUCUCGUGUAAGGACCUGGGCCACGGCGACUGUGAGGGCUGGCUGUGGAAGAAGAAGGAUGCCAAAGGCUACUUCACUCAGAAGUGGAGGAAGUACUGGUUUAUCCUCAAAGAGUCCUGCCUUUACUGGUACACCAACCAAAAUGAUGAGAAGGCUGAGGGCUUCAUCAGCCUCCCUGAGUUCAGAAUAGACCGAGCCAUAGAGUGCAGACGGAAAUUCGCCUUCAAAGCCUGUCAUCCCAAAAUCAAGAGCUUCUUCUUUGCCACAGAUUGUCUUGAGGAAAUGAACAGGUGGAUGAACCGACUGGGGUUGGCCGCUAUUGGCUACACACCAGAUGACAAGGUGCCACGUCCCGAUGAAGACUACUGGAGUGAGAGUGAUCAAGACGAGGUCGAUGGCUCUAUGACACUCAAACAGGAGGGACCAUCAACCCACUGUGAUACUUAUCACCGCACACCAUCAGUCAACUCCUCUAGCCCCUUCCCAGAACCCAAGCAUGGCCGGCACUUCUCCAGCGAGUCCACCCACUCCCACUCCUCAGCUGAGGACCAGCGUGGAGACGGGAUGGGCAUGGGCACGGGCACAGGGAGCACCAGUACCCACUCGUCCGGCUGCCGCUCCACCCAUCGUGAGCGUCGCUCCUGGCAGGACCUCAUCGAGACCCCUCUGACCAGUGCGGGCCUGCACUUCCUCCAGACGGCGCCCGGGGAGAGUGACUACGGGGGCCUAAUGGGGAGCAUGGCAGGAGACAUGGGGCUCUACGGGGGCCUGGGCCGACAGGGCAUGUCCCCGGAGAGACGCAGGCAGGCCACGCUGCCCGUACGGAGACACCACGCUGCCGAGAGGGACAGGGAACGGGAUGGGCCUUUCCCUCUGGACCGGGGGCCACACACACACAGCCACACGCACCGGCGCUCUCACAAGCAGCGGAGUCAGAGUCUGCCCAGGAACAGGGACCCGAUGCCAGGAAAGCUGCUGCACACCUCAGUUCAUAUGGAGGAGAGGAGUGAGGAUGAAGAAGCAGAGGGGCAGGCUGCAGUCGUUCUCGAGGGUGAAGAGGACCUGCGGGAGUUGAGAGUUGAGAGCAGAGAGAGGAGGGUGUCAGAAGGAAGGGAGCGGCGGGUGUCAGAGGGCCGCGAGCCAGAGUCUUUAGAUGGUCUAGAGCAGCUCUACCGGGCCCUGGAGCAAGCUAACGUGACGGCCCUAGGAGACCCCAGACCUUGUAGCAGGCAAGAGCUUCGACGCUGUUUCACCCAGCGAGCCAGGGACCCACUGCUCAACGACAGGCUACACCGGGUGCGAGCCCUCCGCAGCACCUUGAAGGCCAAAGAGUCGGAGCUGGCGGUGAUCUGUGCUCUCCUGGAGGACCCUGGCCUGUGCUCCCAGACCUUCAGAGAGUGGAAGCAGUGGCACAGCGACCUCUACUCCGACAUCUGCCAGCUCAGCCCCGGCACCAACGGCCAGGACGAGCUCUCCCCGCUGGCCGCACCGCUUAUGACCCACACACACUCCUUCAUUGAGACACACGUGUGAGAAAGAGAAGAGAAGCAAAGACUGAACUGAUACGCACACAAACACACACAUACAAACACACACAAACACACACACCACAGAGCUUUACUUCACCCAAACCCUCUCCCCUGAUCACAACUUUGAACACGCACUCACACACAAACACACACAGGAACACACAUUGUAAGAUGUGUAAAUAUCGUAGAGAGAACAGUCUGAGACCUGCGUGUAUGAACUUUUGAUAAUCUUGAGGACCCCACAGGGUGCCUAUUGCAUGCCUGAACAGAAAGCAUUAAUCUUCCUUUGUCUAUGGAACUCAGCAUAAACUCCACACGCUUGUCGAGCAAAAUGGGAAAAAAAAGGAGACUUUUUAAACACGUCCGUUCCUUUGUAUUGGUUACGCUAUUUUCUUCCGGUUGAUUUUAGGGGGCAGGGGGAGCUAUGUAGCAGCAAUACAGAGGAGAAUCCUUUUCACCACAGCACUGUACUUUUGUACUGAUGAACUUUGCACCCAGAGCCAACAGUUCUCCCCCUUUCUCUCUCUAACGUUUUGUUUUAUUACAUUUUUUCUCUUGCUGCAUAUCUCACUCAUUUACUGGGACCUUACUGUUACUCCAGGCUGAUGUGAUGGAACAGGGCUGGGUGGAAGUAAGGGCAGUGACCUAGUGACUUUGGUAUAAGACUGUGAAAGGUAGCCAUCGAUGCUGGUAUGUCUGUUUUAGCCGAUGUUAACGAGUGUCACGAGCGUUGAGAAGCUACACUGUCCCGGCUUGAUGCACACUAUUUCAAACUGUGAACUGUUACAAAAAGACACACAAUUUUAUCUGCAGAAGGAGGCUCCUCUGAUAGAGUGCAAUUCUACGAUUGAGUUGGCAUUCUGUCUCCCUCUCUCUCUGUGUUUCUCUCCGUCGCCUCCUUCUCUUUUCUUAAUUUCCGUCCCCUCUUUUGUUUCUUCUCUCUCUCUAUCUCCAGUCCUCAAAGACUUGUGUAUAUGUGUAUACUGCUGUGUAUACUAAUGUAAAUGUUUGCGUUCCACUACCACUGUGAUAUGCUUCUAGAGGUAGCGGAGGGAAGACGGGAGAGUAUGUAUUUGCGUGGGUGCAAAACUAUUUGUUUCUUUUUCAUUUUUCUCUUUCUUUUUAUUUUUGUAAACAGCGAAUGCAAGAGCUAGAGAGUUCUUUUCAAAGGAGUCACUCACUACAAAGAAUGCACUUUCUACAUCUCUAUAUCUCAUUGGCUGCAUCACAGGGUCUAUGUCUCAUCGGCCUCUUUACCAUUGCUGUUCAAAAUAUCAGGUAAAAAGCAUUUGCCGUCUCAUUUUCUAAAGAUUUGUGUACAGUCUACAAAUAUAUUUAAACAUAGAAGAAUAUAUAAAUCUAUUUACGUUUUGUGUCAUAGAUAUAAUGUAAAGUAUGAUGUAUUCUAUGCCAAGGUUUUGCAGUGUCCCCCUCUUCACUCUGUAGGUGCAGGGUGUUUAGCAGUUGAACAGCUAGGAGGCAAACAACAAAAAAACAACAACAACAAAAACAACAACCACAGUCACUGAAAGUUGACUGACAGUUUGUACUGGGUUACAUCAUCCUCUCCUGGUGAUGUGUUGCAUGAGAAAAGGCCUGGGACUGAUUUGAUUGGACAGGGUAAUCUAUUGUGGGUCAUUAGUUUUUUUUUUCCAAUCUUCCUUUCACGAUUGCAAGAUAAUUAGACUUGUAGCGCAUGAUACAUGCAAAGGUACUGUUGAAGAAUGAAUUUAAAUAUAUGUUCGUAGGUUUGAAGUAUUUUUUUUCAUUAGAUGGUGUUUGAAGACACACAAACUGUACAAUAACUGAGGGAGGCACUGCUGCUGCUCAGUUGUUCGAUCUAAUGCAGAACCCUACACAGCAUCUAACCUUCAGUUAACUGUUUUGGUUUACAUCAUAGACUGUAUAUAAAGUCUAUGGCUUACAUAGAGAGACAACCACAAAGGUUUCAGGAAUCUUACUGAGAGUAGACAGUGCAGUUGCUUCUAAAAACAGAAGCUUUUUUUGACAUUCCCUCCUAGCAUAUGGUUGACACUGGGCGGUCAAAGACAUCUACAUUAAUUGGUCUGUAAUGUCUGUGAAACGUGGAUGAAUCAUUUCAACUGCAAAAUCAGGCCAAGGACUCAACGGUGCCCCCCAGUGUCGAAGACUCUGAGAGACAUGCGUAGCACCUGCUGCAUCCAGCACUAUCUGUACUUAUUCGUCAUCUUUUACUGUCGGUCUUCGACUGUAGGUUCUGUUUUUUUCAUCCCGUCUCACUGUUGUGAAAUAUAACACUCCCUCAAAGUUAUAGCUCGUGCUUUUGUUCAACCGUUAAUUUGAGAGUACCACAAAGGAAACUAAACGAUGCAAGCACUUUCCCUGUGCCUCCCAACCCUCUCUUGGGCAAUGAUGGACUGACAAUCCUGGCGAUCCUAUACACACACAGCUGUAGAGGAGCCAGGAUAGAGUUUUAGUCUGCAGACCUCCCUCCGAUUCUCAUUUCUUCUUUUUUGCCAACCGCUGCUCCGCUGAGCAGGCGACAUACUGUAGAUUAUGGCGCUAUUUGAGUUAUGAUUUGUAGGCACAGACUGUGUAAUCCCUCCCAGACCUUUGUGUGUGUAGACCUGCAGAAACAGGCCGAAACGGGAGAUUCCACUGUGUGUUCUUUCAGGGGUGUACACCUCAUGGUACAUUGCACAGGUGUGUAAGAUGUAAGUUGCACUGCGACAUUAAAAAAGGAACAUAUUGCUCUUUUUCAAGGAUAAUAUUAGCUUACUGUUAUUCUGUACAUUAAAACUGACUAAAGAUGAUAUUAAAAAAAGAAAGAAAAUGACAUUUAUUCUUCCUAAAGUAGCCUUUUUUUGGUUUCAUAUAUAUGAAUAUAUAUUACAAAAAAUACAGAUUGUAAACUUAAGUUGUUAAACUUUGACUUCAAUAAACUGAA